GGGCCCGCGCCGGAGCCGCUCCCCGCGCAGAGCGGUGGCUGCGCUAUGGGCAGGAGGAGCCGGCGGGCAGCCGACAGCUCGUCCUCGGGGGAGGAGGAGGAGUAUGUGGUGGAGAAGGUUCUGGAUCGGCGCGUGGUGAGGGGCCAGGCCGAGUACCUGCUCAAGUGGAAGGGCUUCUCCGAGGAGCACAACACGUGGGAGCCCGAGAAGAACCUGGACUGCCCCGAGCUGAUCUCGCAGUUCCUGCGCAAGGACCGCAGGAUGAGGGACAUGAGGGACAUGAGGGACAGCGAGGGGACGCGGCCCCGCGAGCGCCCCGAGGGCGCCAAGCGCAAGGGACUGCCCGGGGAGGACGGCAGGGCCAAGAAGAAGAGGGAGGUGAGAGGGGACACGGGGACACUGUCCCUGUGUCCCCCCAGGAAGGACACGGACGAGGCUGACCUGGUGCUGGCCAAGGAGGCCAACCUCAAGUGUCCCCAGAUUGUCAUCGCGUUCUACGAGGAGCGGCUGACGUGGCACGCGUACCCCGAGGACAGCGAGCCCAAGGAGCGCGACCCGGCGCGCAGCUGAGCCCCGGGGACACCGGGGUCACCGUGUCCCUGGCCCUGCCGGGUCACCGGGUCACCGUGUCCCCAGGGUCACCCUGUCCUGGGUCACCGUGUCCCUGUCCCUGUCCCUGCCGGGUCACCGGGGUCACCGUGUCCCCAGGGUCACCCUGUCCGGGGUCACCGUGUCACCGUGUCCCUGGCCCUGCCGCGUCCCAGGGUCACCGUGUCUCUGGGGUCACCCU
Molecule: messenger RNA, 790 nt
Organism: Passer montanus (Eurasian tree sparrow)
Lineage: Eukaryota; Metazoa; Chordata; Aves; Passeriformes; Passeridae
Product: chromobox protein homolog 5-like
Exons: 3
Coding region: 46-570 (174 amino acids)
Biological process (GO): negative regulation of transcription by RNA polymerase II; chromatin organization
Cellular component (GO): nucleus; pericentric heterochromatin
Molecular function (GO): chromatin binding
Source: RefSeq, a predicted model, not a curated record